UGCACAAACACAGACAUCUCUGCACACUCUCUCUGAGCCCAUCGGUUAUAAUGGGUGUUGGAGGCAACAGCGUCUUUGAAAACAAACGAUACGUGAGGCAACCACAACCUGGGUGGAGCUCAAACCUUGCAACUGAAACACCCAUCAUUUGGCAACAUGCUGGAGAUGAUUAUCCCUUUCCGGCCCAGAGUUGCCAUCAGCACUUGUCUGGUGUGUGUGCAGAAGACUUGGACUAAUUGUGGUGUAACACUUGGAUGCCUGUUAUUAUUAACAAAUACUGUUACAGUGAUUGCUUUAUCAACAGCUCUGUCUGACGACUCUGAGCAUGAAACAAAUACAGAAGUAGCUUUUCAGCUUGGUGUGCUUGUCGGCGGCUGUUGUUGUUGACCGGCUCCUGUGUGAUGGCUGCACCCUGAAGUGUUGGAGUUGUGGAUUUUAACGGCAGACGGGCAAACAGACACCCUCAGCACAGUGGACGCCUGAAGAGGGAACCCCAGCAGGAACAAUGGCGAAGUACCACUGGCAGAGUCAAAAUGUGAAGCAAAGCGGGGUGGACGACAUGGUCCUGCUAUCUAAGAUCAGUGAGGACGCCAUCGUGGAAAACCUCAAGAGGAGAUACAUGGACGACUACAUCUUUACUUACAUCGGUCCUGUGUUAAUAUCGGUGAACCCGUUCAAACAGAUGCCCUAUUUCACCGACAGGGAGAUCGAACUCUACCAAGGAGCAGCCCAGUAUGAAAAUCCGCCGCACAUCUACGCCCUGACCGAUAACAUGUACAGAAAUAUGAUGAUCGAUGUGGAGAAUCAGUGUGUCAUCAUUAGCGGUGAGAGUGGUGCCGGCAAGACGGUCGCUGCCAAAUACAUCAUGGGUUACAUUUCUAAAGUAUCUGGAGGUGGAUCCAAAGUGCAGCACGUGAAAGACAUCAUCCUGCAGUCAAAUCCUCUGCUGGAAGCGUUUGGGAACGCUAAGACUGUCCGCAACAACAACUCUAGUCGUUUUGGGAAAUACUUUGAAAUUCAGUUCAGCAGAGGAGGAGAGCCGGACGGGGGCAAAAUUUCAAACUUCCUUUUGGAGAAGUCGAGGGUGGUGACGCAGAACGAGAGCGAGCGGAACUUCCACAUUUACUAUCAGAUGAUAGAGGGUGCCAGCACUCAGCAGAAAGAAAGCCUGGGCAUCAUGACCCCGGACUACUACUACUACCUCAACCAGUCUGGGACGUACAAGGUGGACGGCACCAACGACAGCAAAGACUUCCAAGAGACCAUGGAAGCCAUGCAGGUUAUUGGGAUCCCAGGUGACCAUCAGCUUCAGGUGCUGCAGAUCAUCGCAGGCAUCCUUCACCUGGGAAACAUCUGCUUCAUAGAGGCGGGCAACUAUGGGCAGGUGGAAAGCGUGGACUUGCUCGCCUUCCCUGCUUACCUUCUGGGCAUCGACGCCGGCCGCCUUCAGGAGAAGCUGACGAGCCGAAAGAUGGAUUCAAAGUGGGGAGGGAAGUCCGAGUCCAUCGAUGUGACCCUCAACCAGGAGCAGGCCACGUACACGCGCGACGCCCUGGCCAAAGCCCUUUACACACGCGUCUUCGACUACCUCGUGGAGGCCAUAAAUAAAGCCAUACGCAAACCUCAUGAGGAAUUCAGCAUCGGCGUGCUCGACAUCUAUGGCUUUGAGAUAUUCCAGAAAAACGGAUUUGAGCAGUUUUGCAUAAACUUCGUCAACGAGAAGCUGCAGCAGAUCUUUAUUGAGCUCACGUUGAAGGCUGAGCAGGAAGAGUAUGUCCAGGAGGGCAUCAAGUGGACGCCCAUUGAGUAUUUCAACAACAAGAUUGUGUGCGACCUUAUUGAAAAUAAGAGCCCUCCUGGUAUCAUGUGCAUACUGGACGAUGUGUGCGCCACCAUGUAUGCUAAAGGGGAGGGCGCCGACGGCACGCUGCUGCAGAAAAUGCAGGCUGCCGUGGGAACACAUGAACAUUUCAACAACUUCAGCUCGGGCUUUGUUGUGCAUCACUACGCUGGAAAAGUGUCGUAUGAGGUCAACGGCUUUUGCGAGAGAAAUCGAGACGUGCUCUUCACUGACCUCAUCGAGCUCAUGCAGAGCAGCGAAUUCGAUUUCAUCCGUAGCUUGUUCCCUGAAAACCUCAACACGGACAAGAAGAGCCGGCCAACGACAGCGGGCUUGAAAAUCAAGAAACAAGCUAAUGAUCUGGUGAAGACGCUGAUGAAGUGCACUCCCCACUACAUACGCUGUAUCAAACCCAACGAGACAAAACGGCCGAGAGACUGGGAGGAGAGCAGAGCCAAGCAUCAAGUGGAAUACCUCGGGCUGCGGGAAAACAUACGGGUACGGAGGGCCGGGUUUGCAUACCGACGGCUCUUCAAUAAGUUUCUGAUGAGAUAUGCGAUUUUAACAGCGGAAACGUGGCCGAGCUGGAGGGGGCCGGAGCAGCAGGGGGUCCUUCAUCUCCUCCAGUCCGUCAACAUGGACCACGACCAGUACCAGAUGGGACGCACCAAAGUCUUCGUCAAGAACCCAGAAUCGCUGUUUCUACUCGAGGAGAUGAGGGAAAGGAAGUUUGACACUUUUGCAAGAAUCAUCCAGAAGGCCUGGAGAAAGUUCAUCGCCAGGAAGAAGUACGAACAGAUGAGAGAAGAGGCCUCCGACAUCCUGUACAACUCCAAGGAGCGGCGGAAGAACAGCAUCAACAGGAACUUUGUCGGGGACUACCUCGGGCUGGAGCAGAAACCGGAGCUGCGGCAGUUUCUGUCCAAGAGGGAGCGCGUCGACUUCGCCGAUUCGGUGAACAAGUUUGACCGUAGGUUCAAGUCGAUCAGGAGAGACCUGAUCUUGACCCCUAAAGCCAUCUAUUUGAUUGGCCGGGAGAAGGUGAAAAAAGGACCUGAGAAGGGGCAGAUCAAAGAGGUGCUGAAACGGAAGCUGGAGUUUGACAGCAUCCACGCCGUCUCUCUCAGUACGAGACAGGACGAUUUCUUCAUCUUGCACGAGGCCGCGUACGACAGUCUGCUGGAGUCCAACUUUAAGACAGAGUUCCUCAGUUUGCUGUCGAAACGCUACGAGGAAGUGACCAAGAGGAAACUGACAAUCUCCUUCUCUGACAGACUGGAGUUUAAAGUGAAGAAGGAGGGCUGGGGGGGGGGCAGCUCCAGAGUGGUGGCCUUCCAGAGGGGCGACGGCGACCUGGCCCAGGUCAAACCUGCAGGGAAAACCCUCACUGUCGCCAUCGGAGACGGCCUACCCAAGUCCUCCAAGCCAACCAGGAAAUCUGCUCCAGAAUAUCGUGGUGGAGGGAGAAAUCACGUACCCAACAGAGCGCACCAGAACGGAGCAGCCAAGUUUUCCCGAGCCCCUCCCAGCCAGCAGUCAGACAUCACGUAUUCCUCCCCACACAAACAGGGCAGGCCGCCCAGCACGGCUCCACCCAAACUGGGUCCCCAGAAGACUUUGCGUACGCCAGCCAGCAACCAGUAUAACCAGGGCAACCGGGACUUCCUUAAUGUGCCUGACCAAGGCAUGUCCGGGCAGCAGAGGAAGAGGAGCAUCAGCCGUAAACCUCCUCCCGCUCCUAAACCUCAGCCACCGCCUCAGGGUCCCCGGUGCCGGGCGUUGUACCAGUACGUCGGCCAGGACACGGACGAGAUCAGCUUCGAGGUCGAUGAUGUAUUUGACCUUGUCAAAGAAGAUCCGUCCGGCUGGUGGACCGGCAGGAUCCAGGGAAGGGAAGGUCUGUUCCCUGGUAACUACGUGGAAAAGAUUUGACUUGUUGUCAUGGACCUGCACGUUGUUUUGUUUUGUUUUUUUCUAGGGAGGGGGG
Molecule: messenger RNA, 3827 nt
Organism: Cololabis saira (Pacific saury)
Lineage: Eukaryota; Metazoa; Chordata; Actinopteri; Beloniformes; Belonidae
Gene: myo1f
Product: myosin IF
Exons: 29
Coding region: 506-3772 (1088 amino acids)
Biological process (GO): vesicle transport along actin filament; actin filament organization
Cellular component (GO): microvillus; vesicle; cytoplasm
Molecular function (GO): microfilament motor activity; actin filament binding; ATP binding
Source: RefSeq, a predicted model, not a curated record